Messenger RNA from Paralichthys olivaceus (Japanese flounder), 5261 nucleotides. RefSeq names its product lysine methyltransferase 5B (gene kmt5b). Gene Ontology annotation, cellular component: nucleus. The record is from RefSeq and is a predicted model, not a curated record. NCBI's taxonomy places the organism in Eukaryota, Metazoa, Chordata, Actinopteri, Pleuronectiformes, Paralichthyidae. Gene Ontology annotation, molecular function: histone H4K20 methyltransferase activity; protein binding.
CGCCACUAACGCUGUGAACACGUGUUCUCUAAGGUUCUGGUUCUCGGCGUCAGACGGAACCGUGGGUUCUGUGUCUGGUUCUCGUAUUUCCGUCCACACGCCUGAGAGCGGCUGCGUGUUGGUUGGGUCUAUUUUCUUUAGGAUGGCGGUGCUGCGCCUUUCUCUCCCUCUCCCCUGUGCUGCGCCGCCAUCUUGAAUUUUAAUGUUAAUUUCUAAAUAAUGUGUUUGCUGUGAUAUUUUCGUUCAGGCUGUGGAACCAGGACCGGUUCUGAAGUGCUGCAGCGGGCCGUGCUGUACAGAACCACAGUGUGAGUACCGUGUGUGUCUGCUUGUGUCGCUGCUGUGGACUCGGGACAUUUAACGUUUCAAACUUUAGACCACAGUCUUCCCCACUCGAGUGUUUCUUAAACUCAGAGACUAAAUGCAACUGGACCAGGGGGCUUGUGGGCAUGAAGUGGUUGGGCGAAUCCAAGAACAUGGUAUUAAAUGGCAGACGACACGGAAACAAGUUGACCAGCGAGCAACCUGUGAGCCAGAGCCAGACUCGCUCUCAGCAUUCACAGCGGACAUCCCUGCGCCACAACAAAACCCACCCCAGAAACCGAAGAUGUAGCCGCAGGUUUAGUGCAGCCAGUCUGGAGGCAGAGAGGCGCUAUGUGCCCUCCUCAGGAAUGACUGCCAAGGAGCUGUGUGAGAAUGAUGAUCUGACCACGAGCCUCAUCCUGGAUCCUUAUCUGGGCUUUCAGACUCAUAAAAUGAACACCAGAUUUCGACCGAUUAAGGGAAGACAAGAGGAGCUGAAAGAAAUCAUCGAGCGCUUCAAGAAACAUGACAACUUGGAGAAAGCUUUCAGAGCUCUGACAACAGGAGACUGGUCCCGAAAUCUUUUUAUCCACAAGACGAAAGCCCAAGAGAAGCUCUUCAAGCAACAUGUGUUUGUGUAUCUGCGGAUGUUUGCCACAGACAGCGGCUUUGAGAUUCUCCCUUGUAAUCGUUAUUCAUCAGAGCAAAAUGGAGCUAAAAUUGUGGCAACGAAGGAAUGGAAGAGAAAUGAUAAGAUCGAGUAUCUGGUGGGAUGCAUCGCUGAGCUGUCGGAGAGCGAGGAGAACAUGCUGCUCCGACACGGGGAGAAUGACUUUAGCGUCAUGUAUUCAACCCGUAAGAACUGUGCACAGCUCUGGUUGGGGCCAGCUGCCUUCAUCAAUCACGAUUGUCGACCAAACUGCAAGUUUGUAUCGACAGGACGAGACACGGCCUGUGUGAAGGUUUUGAGGGACAUUGAACCGGGAGAGGAAAUCUCUUGUUACUACGGCGAUGGUUUUUUUGGUGAAAACAAUGAAUUUUGUGAAUGCUACACAUGUGAACGACGGGGUACCGGUGCUUUCAAAUCCAAAGCUGGACUGCCAGUGGAAGUGCCGGUGAUCAACAGCAAGUACGGGCUGCGGGAGACCGACAAGCGUCUGAACAGACUGAAGAAGCUGGGGGAAGGAAACCGGAGCUCGGACAGUCACUCUGUCGGCUCCCACACAGAUGUAGACUCUCAGGAAAUGCCAAAAACACAUCAAUCUGCCAGAAAAAGAACAUCCUCAUCUGGCCUGAAGUACAAAAACAGGACUCAGACCAGACAGACUUUGUCGAGAGCCCUUACUACCUCAUGUUCAAAACAAGGUCGUGUGAACAAUAACAGGGUACCAAAGAGACUAAAAUCCCAAUCCAAACCUUCACUAAGUAAAGUCCAGUUGCGGUGUCGGAGGAGGGGUGCAGAGCCCAAGGUGUUGGCCAAAGGAGAGACUUGCCAGCUGGGUCUCAGGGACUCAAAGGUGUCGCUGUGUAAAGGUGUCACCGUCAAAAAGGAGAAGGACGGACAGGAGCUGGGGCAGCAGACACUAGGCCCGCGGGGCUGCCUCACCCGUCAUGCUGCCAAGGAAAAUGGCAACUUACAAGUUGUGCAGAGCAGCGAGGGCAGCCAGUGUUCGACAUACAGAACUCGCAGGUCCACAAGGACCCUUGUGAAAGCCCAGGAAACAGCAGCUGGCGUUAAGCUGGAGCCCAGUGCCAUGGACGGCUUGAGCCCAGUCCCUGGUGGAGUGGUCAUUAAAACAGAGCCAGCUGACAUGGAGGAGUAUCUCCGCCAUGGAGCGGGACUGGAGCAGCCGGCAUUAGAUUCCAGCUACGCCAGAAGAGGCUCCUGCACCAGGCGGAAACGGGUGACGCGGCUCAGGACCGAGCGGACGAUUAAAUGCGAGGACCCGUAUGGCGAGCCGUACAUGCCCGUGGCUGCUGGCCACAACGCUAAUUACUCAGACUGUGGCAACGUGCUGCUGAGCAUCGCCGAGCGACACAGGGACUACAACGGGGUUUCCAAUGGCAGCAAAUCCCUGCGCAGGGACAAGGGUAAGAGUGGCUGUCGGUCGCAGGACAAGGGGAAGAAGAAACGUCAGAUCACUCGUUAUGAUGCACAGCUGAUUCUGGAGAACAACACGGGCAUCCCCAAACUGACACUCCGCCGGCGGAGGGACAGCAGCAGUAGCAAAACUAACGAUCCCAACGAUACCAUCGGCUCCUCCAACCUUUCGGCCUCUACGGUCAACUCCGCCUCUUCCAGCAAAAUCAGCAUUAAGUUCAGCAAAGACCACGACAAGGACAAGGGCAGCUCGUACAUCGCCAAACUGAAUAACGGCUUUGCCCCUGUGGUCCACAGUAACUCCACCAAGCUGAAGAUCCAGCUGAAGAGAGAGGACGAUGCGCGGAGAAUAUCCCAGACACGGGCCGAACAGAUGUCCUUUAACGGGGACAUGGGUCAGAGUCUGGAGGCCAGGAACGGUGGACAUCGGACCCAAAAAGUCCUGGCCGAACCUUCGUCUGAAGAGGAGGAGGACGACGACGACGAGGAAGAGGAGGAUGACGACGACUACUUCGACAACGAGUUCGAAGACGAUUUCAUUCCACUUCCUCCAGCGAAGCGGCUGCGACUCAUUGUGGGUAAAGACUCCAUAGACAUCGAUAUCUCCUCCAGGAGGAGAGAGGAUCAGUCUCUGAGGCUCAAUGCAUAAGCUGUGGAGCUCAUCGCUUCCACCUUUCCCUGUAAAUAAAGACAACUCGCUAAUCAACUGUUGUGUUGAUGUAAAAGAAGUACAGUAAUUUAAAAACAAAUUGCUGACAGAAUGAGAAUCUGAAUGAACGUUACUGGAGGGCGAUGUCGACCUAAAACAAAUCUCUGUUCUUCACUUCACUUGUUUUCAUCAGUACGUGUCGUUUCAGCUCUGAUCAAGACAAAUUAAAUCGAUCAAGCUGAAGUGCAAAAAUUUAUCUUUGUUGUUUCUGAACAAUUCGGCCUGUUUGAAAAGUGAAAAACAAGGAUUUGUUUUAAGUCGAACUUUUCCUUCAAGUGAAUGCACUUGAUAUAUUCAUAAUGGACAUGGAUAUUGUAGAAAAUGUACAGUAUGGUGACUAUCCCCUCUGUCUCAUAGGCAGGUUUUUAUUGAAGUUUAGAUUUUUGUCUCAUAGUUUGUAACUUGUGUGGCGAACCACGCUGAACGUGCGGUGUGGUGCGCUCGGUCCAGAGGCAUUAUAAGACCAGGCGGUUCACUUGGUGCCAUGUUUCCAUUAUCCUUAAAGAACCACUUGAGUUUCAGUGAAUCUUCAGUUAUCAGCAUUAUUUAUUGUUUAAGUUAAUCGUGUAGAAGUCAUUUCAUCAUUUAAACCAGUGAAACAGAGUUGAUCUUUUUAUUUCGAUGGCUCUGAUGUUGAUUCACCAGGAAACACCCGUCUCCACAGUGAGCAGAGGAGCUCCGUCUGUGUCUACAGCGUCAUCAGACGAAAGAAUUAACGGAGUCGCACAAUUAUUUUCCUCCAUCGACGCCCAGCAGCUCCUCCAGAGGCUGCUGAUGAAUCCACUACGCUGCAGAAUUCAAAUAAAACGAAGCACACGAGGUUUAUAAUCACAGAUGUAGGGAAAUGAAAAGGACCUGAGUUUUUGUGGUAUAAUGGUGACAUGGCACACAUGGUAGUUCAACACCGUUUUACAAGUGAGAACAUGGUAAUCCACAUGUAAAGGCUACCUAAGCUUUUUUAAGUCUCUAAAAGUAAUGUACAGAAAGACUGGCUCACGUCCCUCAGAUAAAUCAUGACAGUUCCUCAAGUCACGUCUUAUUGUUUUUCUACCUAAAUCUAGAUGCAGAGAUCCUAGAUCUACCCAGAGCUGCCACUUCUGCACACGACUCCGAAUUAAUUGUCUUUUUCAAUUCAAGGAAAUAUGUAAAAAUUCUCUGGUUUCACUUUCUCAAACAUGACUUUGUUUUUUUUUUCCUGUUGGAUUGAAAUCUUCCGUGGUCAUAAGCUCAAUGAUUUAGUUUUUCGGUCCAAGGGAAACGUUUGAAGACGCCACCUCCGUCACACACGAAUGAAUCUGAUUUGUAGUUGCAGCUCUGAAGUUAACAGGCGUCCAUGUUCAUCAGAGUCUCGAGGAGGAACAUCCUGUUGAAAAGGUUUCUUUUAGGAUUAGAAUCAUAUUUUCUUAUUUUCUCUGUGGUGCUACUUUUUAUUUCCAUGCAAUGUUUGAGUUUCUCUCCUGUUUACCUGUUGGGAGGACGAGGCAGCAUUAACUUUAAAAGGCCAGAGCUCCGUAGAGAAACACCCGUUUCCUCUCUGAUCUUCAGCCUGUUUGUUUUUGUGCAUUUUCCUUGUUUCCAAAAUGUCAAACUGUCGAUCCACAGCAUUCGGUGCCUUAAAGAGCUUUUUGACACAUUUAGACCAAAUUUGUGACGCAACCAAUCAAUGGGAAUGAAAACGUUGAAGCCACCUCCCUGAAAUACUGACACGACUCAGCAGCUUCAGUCCUUCUGUAUAUUAUUUUAUGUUUGUUGUGUGGAAGUCGACACAUCAAGGGAUCAACAGUGGUUUCGAAUGUUAACCCACUUUUCUUGUGUUAACACGUACUGUUCAUAUCACCAGCAGCUAAUCACCGUUCUGACCCUGGCUCAGUCUGCCCCCCCCUUCGUCGGACGUCUCCAUCCUACACUGUAAACUGUUCCAGGUAUAACGUCUGUGUGGUCUUUGUCCAAUAGACAGCUGUCGAGAUUUCAAAUUGAUUAAAAAAGGCAAAAAAAGAAAAAAAGGCAAAACAAAUGUGAAUAGUUUGCGGACAUUUUAGCGUGUUGCGUGGGUAGUGGGAAAACGUGUAAAAAGAAUUAAAAGUGGGCAGUGCAUAUAUUGUCCAAUAUGUAAAUCAUGUGAACACAUCUUGUACUUAUUUAACAGUU